This is a messenger RNA of Penaeus indicus, 3799 nucleotides long. Its product is annotated as transcription factor cwo-like. The transcript has 2 exons. Bases 15 to 1469 code for a protein of 484 amino acids. The record is from RefSeq and is a predicted model, not a curated record. NCBI's taxonomy places the organism in Eukaryota, Metazoa, Arthropoda, Malacostraca, Decapoda, Penaeidae.
GUGAGGGUUAUGUGAUGAGACAGAACGGAGCGAGUUCCUCGUCCUCGAGCGGCUACCAUGCUAACAGCUCGUCCACCGGAUCGUCCAGCGACGGCAACGGUAAUAGCUCGAGCCAUGCGUCCGAGAGUAAGGACACUCUUGUCACAGAAGAAUCAGCUUACCGUUCAGAGGAACGAACAGGAACGGAUGAACAGGAUGACAAGUCUGGGGCAGCACUUGACAGCACAGCUGGUAUGGGAAGUCAACUCAGGGAAAUCCUUCAACAACAUUCGGGUCCUGGAGGAAGUGGUGACAGAAGAUGUGGGGGAUAUUCCUCAGGCCUAAGCUCUAAUAAUUCCUCAAGUGGAGAUGAUAGCAGUAGAUUAUACAAGUUCAAAUCCAACAUGAAGCACCGGUUUAGUGCUGAUCUUGAGCAGUCACAUCAAGUGCGGAAGAAGCGUCGUGAUUCAGAAUCCUCUUGCGGUAACUACACUGACUGUGAAAAAGACAGAGUGACCCCAACUGGCCCUAUGUCUCUUUCAAGGCCUGUAGCUCACCAGGAAGCCUUUGCUCAUGAGUCCAAUAAAAUUAUAGAUGGAGGGAGAGACAGCCCUUUGUUGGACAAGAAUCAUGGCUCUCCUUCACCUGUGCCGAAGACAGAGAACCAGGGUGAGAGAAAUACACCAUUGCGGCAAGCUUCAGAGCCUGGCAUAGGAGGAACAGUUCCAAUAUUUGCACUUAACCAGAACGGAAGCUUUUAUGUACCUCUCACAAUUGACCAGUCAUUAGUUGCACCUAUUAUGUCAGGACUGUCAGAUGUUUCUCCAGUCCUUCACCCAGUUUCUAUAUAUGUAAAUUUUUGUGGCCCAUGUCCUACUGUAACACCAAACAAUAAUGUUAAUCAACAAAACAGUAAUCAGGGAACCCCAAUAUUGUCCCACCACCCACCAGGAGGGAGACAUAACCUUCCAAACCAUAUCUUUUCCAAUGUGAGUAAUUUUGAAUCUGGUGGCUACAAUGGAAGACAUCAGCCUCGUGGAUCUGGAGAGCGAAAAAGACGCGAAGCUGCGAGGCCAGUCACCCAGUAUGAAGAACAUCGUCCAGUAAUUACAAAUAUUAAUGAAAAUCUUGAAAAAAGGGAGCCAGGGGAAGUAGAUAUGAGAGAAUUUCAUGAUGCUCGUGAAACAAGAGACCACCACCACCAUGAUCAUUCCCAGCGGGAUGUACCACGAGACUUGCCACCACGACAUGACCAGAUCCAUGAAACAAGAGACACCAGAGAACAGGAGCAAGUUCAUGAAGUUCGUGAAGUUAGAAAUCUGAGAAAUAUUCGUGAUCUUCGAGAGGUCAGAGAAAUGAGGGAGAUGCGAGACCCAGCACAAACAGUGCGUGAGUUUAUUGAUGCAAGUAGUGCUUACCCAAAUAACACAGCAUAUUCCCGAACUCACCCACACUGGGCAGCAGCUUAUCAUAUUCAACCAAAAAAUUAAAAAAUUAUCAAUUUUAUGAAAAAUUGGAUGGAAAUACACAAAAAUGUAUAUAGCUGCAGAUUGCUGGUUUCUGUAUCAGAAAUAUUUUGUAUAGUGUGUGAGUUUCUCUCUCUCUCUCUCUCUCUCUCUCUCUCUCUCUCUCUCUCUCUCUCUCUCUCUCUCUCUCUCUCUCUCUCUCUCUCUCUCUCUCUCUCUCUCUCUCUAUCUCUCUCUCUCUCUCUGGAAAGAGAAACAAGCAUGUGAUUUCUUAAAAAAGAAAAAAACACUAAGUAAUUUCUUAAAGAAGAAAAACUAAGUAAUUUCUUAAAAAAGAAAAAAAAGUGAUUUCUUAAACAAUUUAAUCAGUGUUAAGUGAAGCUUUCAUUUCAGUCAGGGAGCAACUGAAAUAAAAUGCACCCCUUGAAGCAAGCAAUGACACUUUACCUGGAAAAUAUGUGCAAAGACCUCAAUAAUAUGUACAUAUGGGCCCUGUACAGACUGGCCACUUUUUAAGUGCUUAUUGCUCAAUAAUCUUUAUUGUGGACAGGUGUUUGAAACCUCAAUGGAUUUCUUUACAACCAUAUUUAGACAGUACCUGAAAACCUAGACGCAGGUGUGGCAAAUGUUGGUGCAAGUUAUAUGUCUUAGUGAAAACUGUGUUGGAGGAACUGAAAAGCACUGUACUUGUUGUUAAGGUUAAAACAUUUUUUUUCCACAAAGUUUGUUGCCUCUUCUUUCCAGAACAGUUUGAUAACUAUUAUCAAGGCAUUUAUGAAGAAACCUUAUAUUGGAACAGGAUUUGUUAUACAUCUUUGGUAUUCCAAAAAGAUAGAUGUAAUUACUGUUGUAUGAGUUUGUUACACACAUAUUUCUGCAUUCUACGCUGUAAUACCGUAAUAUUAUUAAAUUUGUGAGUAGGAGAAUCUCUGCUCAUUCAAAAAUUCUGUUGGAUUUUGCAUGAACUAUUUAUUUAUGCAGAUGGUCUAUCAAUAAAAUAAAUAUAUAUAUAUAUAUGUAUAGAUAGAUAUGAGAGGUCUAUCAAUAAGAAAAAAAAUGAUCUUAUAUGUAUAGAUAGAUAUGAGAAAUAUUUACCAACUUAAAUGUAUUUAUCGUGUAUUGAAGUGUCCAGUAUGAAAUAGGAGUGAGAAUGGUAAUGGAGAGGUUAUAGAGUUUACUUAAUUAAAGAUCAAAUAUUAACACAUUUAACUAGGAAAUGAAAAUUAUAUUUCAGUUUCAAUUUUUCUUUCAUACCUGUACUUUCAUUGUACUACAGUAUUUGUGGAAAAUGUAUUGGUUUGCUUUUAGUGAAAAAAAUUACAUUGAUAUAUUGAAUUACUUUGAAAUUUGCAAAUGCACAUUCACUGCUGAUUCUGAUUCCUCCAUCACAGUCAAACACGAGACUGGUUGUUUCCAUGAUAUGUAUGUCGUGUAAUGCGUCUAUUAGAUGCUUUAUUAGCAAAAGGCUUUUAAUGUGUGACAUAUGGUGUAUAUUUAAAGAUUUCUAUUACAUGAUCAUUGUUAUUACUGGUAUCCAGUUAUUUAACAAAUGUUAGCAGUCACCUAAUAAUUGGAAAACCUUCUUCUUAUUGUGCUGUGAGAGCUAUAAGCUUGUGAUUGAGGUAGGAAGGAAUACAAUAGUUGUUAUCUGAAUUUUUAUCAGUGAAAAAAUCAACAGUACAUUAGAACUCAGAUGUUACCACAAUUAAUGUAUCCCAGUCAGGAAGAAAACAUUAUAUUCAUGUCAAGCAAUGAGUUUUAUUUGAUGUUCAAUACAAUUUGGCAUUUUAAAUUUCCAGUGUUUAACACCUGUUAAGUGAGUUCUUUGAUGCAAAUCAGUGACUACAUCAGUUGUACAUUUCUGAGUGGGCUUUUGCUUCCAAAAGUUAUCCACAUGUUAUGCUUGUUCUGAGAUUAUCAAAAAUUGUUCUGGAAAACUGGCUUAUAUUUUUACUUACAUGCAGCUUGUUUUCUGUCAAAAUAUUAACGCAUAUAUCAGAACUACCUCAUAAUUGUCAAGACAAACAUAGAUAAGCAUGUUGAUAAUGGUAGAUGAACUUUGGUUGAAGCAACUGUCCAUAUCGUACAACUGCAGAGCCUCAACUGCAAAUACAAUGGGCAUUUUAUUUAUUUUAGAGAAAAUGCUUUCAGGGCUUUUGUCUACUGUUUUCUAACAUUUACAAUGAAGUUUUCUUUUUACUUUUCUUUUCCUUCUUUCUAUUUUAAUAUCCUUAUUUUUAUGAGGUUGCUGAUUUGCAUGAAAACUUUGGUAACAAGUUAUUUUUAUAUAUUCUUUUCUUACUUGCUUUUGUUAAAAGUCCCACAGAUAUACAUUAUACUGUAUUUUUUUAAAA